Molecule: messenger RNA, 2016 nt
Organism: Durusdinium trenchii
Lineage: Eukaryota; Dinophyceae; Suessiales; Symbiodiniaceae
Source: the annotation of a GenBank genome assembly
CCCUCUCCGGGUCCGACGACGGCGGCUCCGGGACGCGAUGCGCCCGCAUGGCGGUUCGUCCAUCGUAGCGGCGUCCAACCUCCCAGCGCCCUUGACCAACGGAGAACUGCUGCAGGUCGCCAGCCUGAGCGAUGUGCCCGACUCAGAAGCUUUGGCGGCGUGGCUCUCGGAGAGAGGCUUAGACACCUCAGACUGGGGCAAAGAAAAUACAAAAGAUGUCAGCAAGUACUGGAAGGAGAUCAAGCUGAACGAGGCGGGCCUCGAAGUUUGGAAGACAGCCGAUGGGACGCUGCAGCCCGUGCGCACCACCCACGUGUUGCGGGCCAAGGUGACCUCGCCCGACCGGUAUCAGCGUGGCAUCUUCCUCUUCAACACCUGGCAGCAGUACGGCGACGGGCGCACGCGCACACGGAACGGUCUGCUGUCCGAGAAGUUGACCAUUGAUGAAAUGCCACUGGAGCAGAAUCUUCACGAGGUCUGCCGAAGGGCGGUGACGGAGGAAGAGAUGCAGCGGGUCGUCGAGUCCACCAUGAAGAUUGGGCCCGGUCGACCGGCGCCGGAGUUCGACCCCAGCUAUCAAUGCCCCUUGGAGGUGGUCGAUGAGCAUUUCGUAGAUCACAUCAUCGAGCUGGAGAAGUCCAAAAGUUAUCCAGGACUUCUCACCAUGUAUCAUUUGUACACUGUCGACAUUAUUUGCACUGGCUUGCCGUUAACUGACUUGAACACACUUGAGUUUGAACAUCCCGACAAGGACCUAAAGAUUGAAAACAGCCCUGUGGAGGAUGGCAAUCGCAAGCUCAAGUAUAUUCAUGCCUGGGUGUGGCUUGAGUGGCCACAGAUCCAGCGCUACCUUUUUGAAGGUAGUGUGCUGAAAGAGACCAAAGGUAAAGGGUCAUUCGGAGAUGCAGCUGCAUUAGCCAUGUGGCUGUCGCAGUUCGAUCUGCACAUGGACCGAUGGGGCAAAGGAACCCUGAAGUCCGUGGAGAGCUUGUUCCGAGAGAUCGAGAACGAAGACUCGCAACUGGAGCUCUGGGGCCGUCAUGAUGGGGUACCCAUGCUCAUGCGUGUGACGCAUGUCCUUCAGCUACGGGUGACUCAUUCAGAUCCAAGUUUGAAGGGGAAAUUCCUCUUCAGUUCUUGGUCGGAGUCAGCCACUGGCAAGAAGCGUGUAACCCACACGCUGCCAGCCAUGAAGCUCACCUUGAAAGACAUGCCGUACGACCUGGAGAAGUUCACCACCUGCGCCGGCGCCUUGGUCGCGGACCAGCUGAGCCACGUGGUCGACGUCCACUACCGGUUUACAGCCGACACUUCCUUGAGCGAUUCCGAGCCCUCUGGUGUGCAAAUGCAAGAAGUUCAAUUUGUUGAACAACGUCAUGACGUGGAGGAAUCGCCCUCCUAUAGGGGUCUCUUCACCAUGUACCACCUCUACUGCAUGGAAGCUGAAUGCACAGGUUUGCCAAUCAGCGACUUCGGCUCCAUGGAUUUGAAGGAUGGGGCUAUUCACAGUUUAAAGGGUUGGACUUGGUCCUCAGCUCAACGAGUCAUGGAUAUCAUGAGACAUCGUUCCCUGGUGCUGGAAAGAGAACAGGGCCAAGCGAUCAUGAUUUGGCAAAAGAUGAGUCAAGAGAGCUUGGAUGUUGCUGGGAGGCUGGAUGACUUGCUCCGGAAGCUUGCAGAGACCUAUCCCGAGUGUCACAGCUCCAUCGCCGAGAGCAGAGACGUGCUGAGCUUGCUUGAGAACAAGCUGAUGGAUGCCUCAGGCCUGGACUCCGCCGAUCAGAGCCCCAGUGGCCGGCGCCGUCAGAGCUUUGCAGAGACGCUGCCACCUUCGAUGUUGGCGGCCAUGGAGAUGUCAAGCAUCGCCUCUGACAAAUUCUUGGAAGAGACGCAGUGGAAACAGAUCCAGUUCGAGGCCGAUCGUGCCAAGACAAAGGACUGCAGCGGGGGUCAGAGCUGAGCGCCAGCGCCAUCCCUCAGUGGGAUGAAAAGGAUGACCAGGCCCCUCUGACAGGU